Molecule: messenger RNA, 2292 nt
Organism: Drosophila suzukii
Lineage: Eukaryota; Metazoa; Arthropoda; Insecta; Diptera; Drosophilidae
Gene: s-cup
Product: spermiogenesis-related protein stanley-cup
Source: RefSeq, a predicted model, not a curated record
AAAAUAAUAUAAAAUCCAGUUUUCGCGUAGUGUGGCUGCUUGAUUUGUAGCGCUGUCGUGCUAGAACUUGUGUUGCCUUCGGCUCGUCGCUCGCGAGGGCUAACUCCUGGCAGUCGCCUUUCGUCCUUGCUGCGGUCUAGAGUCCUAGCUCUCGCUUCUAGCCAGGCUAGAUGCGCCUCCUUUGGGGUUGAAGUGUGCGUGCUAAUGGCAGUGUAAUGAGUGCGCCGUGCUAAUCGUUAUGCAAUCGCCUAGCUUCGAUUUCCAGCCGCAGUGAAAUAUGUCUCUCAAGCGUUAUGCAACUCUGCUGGCCUUCGGUCAAAAUCAGAAUCAAAAUCAAAAUAAUACAAUCCCAACACUGGUGGUCUCCACAACGGAGGGCAUUCCAUCAUCAUCCUCAUCAUCAUCAUCCUCGUCGUAUGGAAGCUUCGCUAGCGAGGAGCAGCUGCAGUCCCAGGAGCAUAUGUCAUCUUCAUCCUCGAUUGCCACACACACCACCUAUUAUACAGGCGGAUUGGGACAAUAUCACCAGCAGCGCGGUGGCUCAGGAUCUGUCAUUUCGGGCGUGGGCGGCGGCGGAGGACCUAGUGGACCCCAGACGUAUGCAAAUGUUGUCAACGGCAAUGUGAAUCUGCUGCUCGGCGGGGCGAUGCUUUCCCUGGUGACGACCGUAUUGUGUGUGGUCUGCUAUUGUUGUCAUCGGAAUAUCAAAAAGCGAACAGAGGCCGCCUACAGACAGCAGCAGCAUCAGUGGCUCGAAGGCGAUCCCAACAUGGAAAUAUACAGCGUGGAGCAGUGUUACGAGACAUCUGGUCUGUUUCUGGGCGACUCCACGGAUGGUCUGUCCGCUGUGCCCGCCCUGCACCACGAACCACCGCCCUCCUACGAUGCCGUGGUGCUCCACGAGCAGCAGCUUCACCAGCAGCAACUGGAGCAGCAGCAGCAGCAACAGUUGCAGCUGCAACUGCAACAGCAGCAGCAACUUCUGAUGCAGCGCGUUUCACCGCCUCCCGGCUAUCGAUCCUCCCUGGACAUAAGCGGCCAGCCGGGGACAAGCUUUGGUCGCGGCACCCCCGAUGGCAGUGUGGAUGCAGUGGCCGGUGGCAGUGCCGCAGGAGCAGGUGGAUCCGCAGGUCUGCUGGUUAACAAGCAGCUACAACUCGCCCUAAAUGCCCAAUCCUGCUGCUCACUGCAACGGGCCGAGGUGGAAAGCAUGUGGAAUGCUGCGGCGGCGGCGGUGGCUGCCCGAAGCGGAAAUUGCCUGGAAAUGGAGACGCUGCAGGUGCGUAAGCCGGCGCAGAACAUCAGAUUGAACACCUUCGGGCGGCGGUACCUGCAGCAGAGCCAUCAGCAUAGUGGCAACCACUACCGACGCGGCUGUCCGCUGUGCGGCAAGUUCCGCUAUGAAGGUGAGGCGGAAGAUGAGCCGCUGACCGCGCUGUCCGUGGAGAGCGGUCUGAAUAUGGGCGGGCGUAGGGAGGAGCCGACUGCGUGCCCCUGUCCCAGUGACAUCGACAAUGGCAACCACAUUUCGGCCGACGCUCUGCAGGAUGAAGCCAACGGGAAUGUUGAGUUCCCCACCGUGGACGAUGAACCACCUCAAAAUGAAGCCAUACCCAUAACCGCCGUCAAUGAUGAAAAUGACAACGCAGCAACAUCGGACACACCAGCAAUAUCCGACACACCAGCAACAUCCGACACAACAGCAACAUCCAGUAGGGGCAGGCAGCUGGAGGAGAUGAAGGAGGUGGAACUGGCCACGGGAGGCCAACAGGAGGAGCAGGAUUUGAACAACAUUAACGAGAACGGCAUCAUCAGCCUGGACAUGAGCAAAAUCAUUGACAGAUCGGGCCUGCCCACAUACGAGGGAGCCAUCAAACUGGAGUCCAGUGGUUAUGUGUGAGCCUAACGAGGAAUUGGCAUUGGUCGAAGAGCAGGAGAGCAAAACCUAAACCACAAGUGUGCUUUAACUAUGAUUAAGAUAUGUUGCGAAUGGAGAAAAGUUGGGUACUCAAGAUAUUAUUUAAAAACUUAAAUACGAACAUGUAAAAUCAAAAGCUUAUUGGUUUUUGUUACACAAAGAUUUAAGUCUCUCAAGAUUGCUAGGAACUUACUACAGUCCAUGAAGAACAUCUCUUUUAAAUUAAGCAUAAUAAAGAACAUGUUAAGCAAACACGAAAACAAUAAUUUUAUCGUUUAAAUGUUUAGAGCUAAGCGCGUGCAUAUCCCUGUAAAUGUUCGUUUCGAAUACUCGUAUCAAUAAAAUCAAAAGUUGUAAUUGAAAGCAACAAGCAA